This is a messenger RNA of Lindgomyces ingoldianus, 5344 nucleotides long. RefSeq names its product ATPase family AAA domain-containing protein 2. Gene Ontology annotation, biological process: positive regulation of transcription by RNA polymerase II. The transcript is spliced from 4 exons. The record is from RefSeq and is a predicted model, not a curated record. The coding region runs from base 169 to 5178 and encodes 1669 amino acids. NCBI's taxonomy places the organism in Eukaryota, Fungi, Ascomycota, Dothideomycetes, Pleosporales, Lindgomycetaceae. Gene Ontology annotation, cellular component: nucleus. Gene Ontology annotation, molecular function: histone binding; chromatin binding; ATP binding.
ACAGCCCCGGGUCACCAAAAGCCCGCACCGCAUCACCCUGAGCCCAACUAUUGCGGUUGCGGAUGCUAAUGACACUCUAUCUGCUGCCGAUGCCAUCCUUGUGUUGAGGUCUGAUACGAAGCGGUACCUGCAUUCGCGCUAGAAUUCUGUCCCGCCGCAUUCACUCUCAUGUCUAGCCGCGCCAAGAGGAAGUUAGACACGUUCGACCCCAACGCGUCUGACCCUGAGGACCUCGACUACGACGGUUCUGAACGGGCCCCGCCACAGCGCCAUCGCAAGAGGCACCAGUCCUCCAGCGGGAAGAAGAAGUCUUCCAAGAGGCCCCGCCGCCGCUACCGCGGCUCCGACUCUGACGUCGUCGACGACAACGAUUCUAUCGUGACCGACGAUUCUUUCACCGAUCGCUCUUCUGAAGAGGACGAAGUCGAGAUCAACCCGGCAACCGGCCGAAGCGUGCGACGCGCCGCGAAGAAGGAAAUCAAGUACGAGGAACCAAGCAGCGACGAAGACGAGAUCGAGGACACCCCUUCAGCGGACGACGAACUGGCAAGUCCACCUCCUAAGCGCAAAGCCAGAGAACGCAAGUCCCUGGUAGUAGUAUUGAAGAUGCCUGAACAUCCAUCUGGCCGGUCCUUGCGCGCCCGGACUGGGAGCAAGUCGAUCGCGCCACGGGGCAAGACACCGGAAGCCAGCGGUGCUCGUCGCAGCAGCCGCCUCUCGCACGACGUAGAGACGCCCAUGGUGCAACUCUCAGACUCCGGAAAGCAUGUCAACAUCAUUCGCCAGGGUACUCGAAGCCCGGAGCCAGUCAUCGCCCGAGCGACGAGAGGAGGGAAAGGACCUAUAACCCAAAAACAUCCUAGUGCCAUCAUGGAAGCCUCGCAGGAAGCCUCGCAAGUCCGCGACGAAGACAGUCCGGGUCCGUUGGAGGCAUUGCUUGGCGCGGACGAGACUCAGGUCGAGGCUAGCCACGAAGCUUCACCGGAGCACGAAGCCCAGGUACAGAAGGAUGAAGACGAUGAAGACGAUGAAAUGGAAGGCGUCAUCCAGGAAUCCCAGCAAGAGCCAGCAGCCGAGGACUCUGAUGAUGAAGAAGACCCCAUCACACGCGGCGGCAGGAACCUGAGGUCUAGAGCGAAAUCAGCCAAACGGAAGCGAGGUGCCGAUGAAAGCAGCGACUUCGAACCAGCUGCGGAAGAUGAGAAGGAAGACGAGAUGUCUGCGUCCGACCACGGAAGGAAGGGCAGGCGGUCUACUUCCGAGGACAGUGGCUCGGGCUCGGGUAGAAGGUCUACUCGCAUCCGGGCCAAGCAUAGGCAGUCUCAGAGAAGUAGGCGAAAUUCCGACUAUGAUGACCAAGACUCAAUGUUGGACGCCGCAGAACUAGCAGAGGAAGCUCAAGAGCUCGCCACUACUAAGCGACGUCGUCUGAACAGAAACCUCCCUGAUAGCGAUCUCGCCUACGACACAGCCCCAAAGCUACGAAAUCGUGGACGGAACAAUGUUGACUAUCGUCUCAUUCGCCCGGAACUCAACGAGGUCUUCGAAAAUCUUGAAGAAGGCGCACCCGCUGGGAAGUCCCGUUCCAAGGGAGGACGAUCCACCUAUCGAAGCCUCUUUUCCAACCAAGGCCCCUUUGGAGGUGGCUUGGAAGGCGGUCUGGCAGGACCUAGUGCUGUCGGCGGCAUGGAGUCGGACAGCAGCGAUGACGAGGUUCAGAAAGUACCACGGGGUAUUGGAGGCACCGUUGGUAUGACGCCAACCACUGCGACGGCACCUGGUUUCGCUUUCCCACAAGCCCAUGGUGCUGACCCCCAGCAAGCAACUGAUCGAGGGGGGGGUCCAGCCAACUUUGGGAAGGUGAAAGACAAGAAGGCGCUCGCGGAUGCCGAUCCCCUCGGUGUUGAUCCUACUGUUAACUUCGACGGCGUUGGUGGAUUGGACGACCAUAUCAACAAGCUGAAGGAGAUGGUCAUGCUUCCUCUCUUGUACCCAGAGGUCUUCCAGCGCUUCCAUGUCACACCACCACGAGGCGUUCUAUUUCAUGGUCCUCCAGGUACCGGUAAGACUCUUCUUGCCCGUGCUCUCGCUUCAAGCGUUAGCUCCCAAGGUCAGAAGGUCACUUUCUACAUGCGCAAGGGUGCCGACGCUCUAAGUAAGUGGGUUGGCGAAGCCGAGCGACAACUUCGUCUUCUCUUCGAAGAGGCACGCAAGACUCAACCCAGUAUCAUCUUCUUUGAUGAAAUAGAUGGCUUGGCACCCGUACGAUCGAGCAAACAAGAGCAGAUCCACGCUUCUAUUGUUGCUACCCUCUUGGCUCUCAUGGAUGGCAUGGACGGCCGUGGUCAGGUCAUUGUCAUCGGAGCGACCAAUCGUCCCGACUCCGUUGAUCCAGCUUUGCGACGACCCGGACGAUUUGACCGUGAAUUCUACUUUCCACUACCGAAUGUUAUUGGUAGACGAGCCAUCAUCGACAUCCACACAAAAAACUGGGAUCCACCACUCAAGUCUGAUAUGAAGGAUUCAUUAGCGGAAUUGACUAAAGGGUACGGAGGAGCUGAUCUUCGAGCACUCUGCACUGAAGCAGCAUUGAAUGCCGUGCAAGGAACUUACCCUCAGAUCUACCAAUCGGAGAAAAAGCUCCUCAUUGACCCUACCACAAUUAAAGUCCUCGCAAAAGACUUCAUGGUUUCAGUCAACAAGAUGGUCCCCUCCUCUCAGCGGACGGUAACUGCAAGCGCAGCGCCAUUAGCAAAGCAAAUCGAGCCAUUGUUGCGCAAGCCUCUUGCAGAUAUCCUGAAGCGCAUCGAUGAGCUAAUUCCGCGGAGGAAGAAGCUCACUGCUCUCGAAGAAGCCCAAUUUGAUGACCGAGAGGAUGAGAAAGGGUUCGAGAAGGAAACUACGCUCCGCAACUUCGAGAGCGGUAGAAUAUUCCGUCCACGACUGUUGAUCAAUGGCUUGCAAGGAAUGGGUCAGCAGUACCUUGGAGCAGCACUGCUCAACAAAAUCGAAGGCCUUCACGUACAGUCCUUCGAUCUCCCUACUAUCCUCGAAGACUCUUCCCGCACACCCGAGUCAGCCAUUACUCAGCUCUUCACCGAAGUUCGACGCCACAAACCAAGUGUCAUCUACAUCCCCAAUGUCGAUGUUUGGUACCAGACGCUCCCUGGUCCAGCUAUCAAGACGUUUAAGCUCCUUUUGCGUAGCAUUGGCGCAAACGAACCAAUUCUUCUUCUUGGAGUGAUGGAGCUGCUUAACGAAAAGGAGAAACCGGAUGCGCAAAUGAUGAUGGACUUGUUCUCUUUCUCUAAGAGCAACCAGUACCAACUGAACAGGCCCGACCAUGAAGGCCGAUCAGAGUUCUUCAACAACAUCAGCCAGUACAUCCGGAUGUCACCGGCGGACUUCCCUGACCCAGACAACCGAAAGAAACGAGUUUUGCCCGAAUUGGAAGCUGCGCCACAAACGGCUCCGGUCGUAGAUCCAGUGGAAAUAGCAGCUCGGGAGCGGCGGCAGAGGAAACAAGAUCGAAUGACUCUGAACAAGCUCAAGGUCAUCAUCCAGCCGAUCAUGGAUCAGCUUAAGAAGUCAUACCGACGCUUCUUCAAGCCAAUUAUCGAUGAAGCCAACUAUGCGUAUCUGUUGGAUGAGGAAGAUCCAAAUUACUUCAGAACAGACCUCGCGCCUGAACAGCAGCAAGAGCAAGGGGUCUUCCGGCCGUGGGAACGCUCGAAAGAUUCCAAAGGUGUCGAUGUACUCAUUCAUGUCGAAUCCGGUAAUAUCUACUACAAUCUCGAUCUCACGAACAUCGAGAAGCGCCUGUCUAACGGCUACUAUAAGCGACCGAAAGACUUCCAGGCUGACAUUAGAACUUUGGCCAAGGAUGCCAAGAUGUACGGCGAUCCAGAACGAAUGCUCAAAACCAACGAAAUGGUGGCCAACGUGGAAGUGGACAUCGAGAUGAUCUCUACAAACAAUCCAGGCUUAACAGCCGAGUGCGAGGCUGUGUACGCUCGUGAGCUUGAGAGGGAGCGAAAGGCUAAGGAGAAGCGUGAGAAAGAAGCCGCCGCUGCUGGCAAGGAAGCCCCAUCUCAUACAGCCAACGUCCCACCGCAGAUAUCCACCGAUAUGGAGACGUCAGGUCCCAUUAUGCUUGGUGAGCCUAUUCCUGGUCAAACCAACAUACCGCCAGUGACGCCGCACCGAGCGUUUGCGCCGGCAGGUCCACUCUCGAAUGGUACCACAACGGAAGAGGGUAGUCACGCUCAACACAGCGAGCAACGAAACGGAUCCACCGUACCGUCACGACCUGAGGAAGACACUCAUAUGACAGACAGUCAAGAUCUCGACAAGAACACUCACGGAGAAUUUCAAACACCAAGCCGGUUCGGCACACAGACUCAGACCCAAAAGUCUCAAGUAUCUGGCCGUACCUUUAUGGCGCCAAAUUCUCAUCCAGGGGAAUACCACAACAGUGCAUCGACCACGACAUCCGGCCAAAAGACCUCAGAUCGGUCGUCUGUGGGCAGAUUCAAUACCCAAAGCACCAAUGGCGUCACUCCAGCAGGCGUCCCUGACUUUGGAGAAAUGAUGCCUCAAGCGGGUGGCUCCCAACUUCCCGACACACAAGAGGUGCACUAUAUCAGCAGCCAACUAUCCAACUCUCAACCUUCACAACAAUCACCACAGCACUCUAUGCCAGCCCCAGCCCCUCCACGCCACACUGCAAACAUCGCAUCCAUCUUGAACGACGAAAUUGAGCGUCCCCAACUCAUCCUCGACGAAUCCCACCUUAACAAACUGCACUCAGACCUCGUGGAGAAAACCUCAGGCCUCUCCCUCGAGCAACUCGAGCAAGUCAAUGCAGCGCUCAUGGAUGCUAUCUGGAAGCACCGAGCCGAAUACAACCGUAACGUGGUGCUCCAGAAAGUUGCAGAUUCCUUCAACGAGAUCAUCGCGGAUAUCCAGAUGAUGCAGAUUAUUCUCAAGAGCAGCCAGGAGGAACUCCAGGAGAGUGAUCCGCAGAGCCAAUACCCAUAUCCCCGGAUAGAGGACUGGAGGGGAAGAGAAACAACCCAGCUGGCAGCAGAGUGGAGGUUUGCGAGAGGCGAAAUUCAGCAAGUCACGGGGAUGGGUGGUGUGAGGGCAACGCCGAUUGAACCGAGUCAGUAUUCUUGAUGGUAAGAAGGGGAGAUGUGAAGAAUGAAUGACAGCCUGGUUUUUCCAAAACGAGCGCAUAUAGAUUUGUUGCUUGCUAGACUUUUACCAAUCAAUCCAGUAUAGUAUGGCGGACAAGGCGGAUAGGUGGGCGGGCACACCAUCACGACCACAGUGGCCAUGUCUC